Messenger RNA from Toxotes jaculatrix (banded archerfish), 5373 nucleotides. It is a transcript of the gene znf609a, whose product is annotated as zinc finger protein 609a. NCBI's taxonomy places the organism in Eukaryota, Metazoa, Chordata, Actinopteri, Toxotidae. Gene Ontology annotation, cellular component: nucleus. The record is from RefSeq and is a predicted model, not a curated record. The transcript has 9 exons. Gene Ontology annotation, biological process: regulation of transcription by RNA polymerase II. The coding region runs from base 472 to 4476 and encodes 1334 amino acids.
UAGGCCCACAGUGCUGUUUGUCUGUCUGUUGAUGUCUGUGUGUCUGGUAACAGGGAUAACGCUUAGCUGGAACCUCUGGAAAUAUCACAUCCAGUCAUGGAAUACCUGGGAUUACUUUUAUUUCCAUCCAGGUCCGAGAACUGACUCCAAAAUGUCGACGUUUCCCGCUGUUUUCCAGUUUUCUCUGGGAUGUGACCGUGUGAUGGCUGCGGUCCAGUGAACUGGGAGCACGUUGACUGGUUUGCCUGCUCAAAUCCACCAGUUUGGGAGCUUGUCUUAACUGCUUUUACUGGGAUUAUCGGAACCUAUGGAGUGUACAUGAACACUCAUCGGAUAGGGAUUCCAAACGGGGAGGCGAUGUGGGGAGCAGGAAGGAGGCUCAGGGUCCAGCCCUGAGGCGGCGUCCUGUGGCUGGGAGGAGCGCGGCCCUCCCGUGGCCCUCCUGCGGCGCUCCGGGACGCUCCUACUAAGAUGUCCCUCAGCAGCGGCCCUGCAGGCGGGAAAGGUGUGGACUCCAACGCGGUGGACACGUACGACAGUGGCGAUGAGUGGGAUAUCGGUGUUGGCAAUCUGAUCAUUGACCUGGACGCCGACUUGGAGAAGGACAAACUAGAGAUGUCAAGCAGUAAGGAGGGAGGGGGCAUGGCUGCCCCUCCCAGCGCUGUGGCUGCUUUACCUGACAAUAUAAAGUUUGUUAGUCCUGUGGCCGCCACGCAGGGCAAAGAGAGCAAAUCCAAAUCCAAGCGCAGUAAAAACUCUAAGGAAAGCGCUAAGGUCCCGGUCCCGGAUGGAGCUAAGAAGGAGAUUCAGAGUCGGGCCCCAGGGGACCCGCCAUCCCAGAACCCUAACUCUACCCCGACUAAGGGAACUGACAAGUCUAGUAAACCCUCCCGUGCCCUCCCCACCAUGAAAAAGGACAAGGAUGGGGUAUCUGGGAAAACUAAGAAGGAGAAAAUGGAAGUUGUGGCCGCAGGAGUGGUUAACACUGAGAAAGAGUCCGGGUCCCCCAUCCUGCCAUUAGGGACCCCUCGCAGUGGUCCAUUCGAGGGCCAACAAAACCCCGAGUUAGCUGCAGCUGAGCAGCUUGGGAAUAUGGCACUGGACUCGGCAGGGAUCGGUCAGCCUGUCGCCAUGACAACAGAGCAGGAGGAGGUGGACAGUGGUGAAUGCAGAAAUCUGAAGAAAGUCGUCAGUGGUGAGAAGAUGGAUUCUCCCGUCUCCACCCCUGCUCCUCCUCCUCUCCACCUCAUCACUCCCGUCGCCAACAGCGACAUCUCAUCUCCCUGUGAGCAGAUCAUGGUUCGCACACGCUCAGUAGCAGUGAACACAGCAGACGCCGCACUGGCAACCGAGCCUGAGUGCCUGGGACCCUGUGAGCCAGGCACCAGCGUCAACCUGGAGGGCAUCGUGUGGCAGGAGACGGAGGACGGCAUGCUGGUUGUCAACGUCACCUGGAGGAACAAAACGUACGUGGGAACCCUGCUGGACUGCACAAGACAUGACUGGGCCCCACCGAGGUUCUGCGAGUCUCCUACCAGUGACGUGGAAAUGCGGAGCGGUCGUGGUCGGGGAAAGAGGAUGCGUCCCAGCAGUAACACUCCACUGAAUGACAACAGCAACUCCUCUGACAACAAAGGCAGCGGCAGCAGUAAGACACGUGGAGCUGCUGCGAACAGCAAAGGGCGACGAGGUAGCCAGACGGUCGGAGGUGCUGAGGACGCCAAGGCCAGCCCAUCCUCCACCAAGAGGAAGACCAAACCUGCCUCUGAUAUGGAGCCCACCUCCAGCUCUGAGGACACUAAAGCUUCAAAACGCAUGAGAACCAACUCCACUGGUGCUGCACCCCCCCUCCCUGGAGGUAAAUCUGAUUCCCUACCCCCUCCACAGCUGGACCGGACCUGCCCCUCCCCUGUACUCAUCGACUGCCCCCACCCCAACUGUAACAAGAAGUACAAGCACAUCAACGGGCUGAAAUACCACCAGGCUCGAGCCCAUAAUGACCAUGACAUCCGAUUGGACCAGGACGGAGACAGUGAAUAUGGGGAUGACCCAGCCCUCCAUCCUGAUCCCUCCUCCUGCAAUGGUGCCGCCAUCUCCCCCGCCCGCUCCACCACACCUAAAGGCCGAGGCUUUGACGCCCCCUCCCCCUCAUCAGGGAAGCUGACGUCAAAGGGGAAGAAGAAGGCCGGGGAGGCUGAGCCCGAGGUGACGGACGGUGGUGAGGAGGGAGCAUGUUUGACUGACGAGGCCAGCAACGACGGGAUGGACGACAGGAAGGCCAAGAAGAUAGUGGGUGGAGGCAAGCCUGACAAACUGACCCAGAAAGGCUUGAAGCCUGCCCGCCCUGUGGCCCCCGCUGCCCCUGGAGCCCCCUCACCCUAUGCCCUGCAGGCGUCCUCCCCUGUUCUGGGCUCAGUGGUACAAUCCGUCCCCAAGAGCCCCCAGCUGAAGAGCAUCCAACCUAAACCCCCUCCACUGGCUGACCCCGCCUCUAGCCCGGCCCUCGCUAAGGACAAAAAGAAGAAGGACAAGAAGAAGAGGGAGGGAGGGAAGGAGGGGGACAGUCCAAAGGCGAUGUGUAAGGGAGGCAGGCCGGAGGAGGGGAAGAGCCCGUACUCCGAAUCGUCAGACGCUUUGCUCAACGGUUCCACAGAAGCUCACCAGAGCCGACUGGCCAGCAUCAAGGCCGAGGCCGACAAAGUGUACAGCUUCACGGACAAUGCACCCAGCCCGUCCAUCGGUGUGGCCAGCAGGAUGGAGGCCGGACUCGCACCCCCCCUCCACCUCAACCAGAACGGAGCCGACAAUGCAUCUGUGAAAACCAGCAGCCCCGCCUACUCCGACAUCUCUGACGCGGGGGAGGAUGGAGAGGGGAAGGCAGAGGGCGUGAAGGUCAAGACAGAGCCAGACCAGGGGUCUCGUGAAGGGGCCAAGAAGGCACUGUUCCCCCCUCAGCCCACCAGUAAGGAAUCAUCAUACUACCCUAACUAUGACUCCUACUAUUCCCCCAGUUACCCCAACCCCAGCCCAGGGGCAGCACCUGCAGCGCCGCCUCAUGCAGAGGGAGCUCACGUGAAGGUGAAGAAGGAGGAGGAGCCAGAGGUGGGGGAGGAGGGCAAACUGAAGGUGGAGCCUCAGGAGGAGAAGAAGGUGGAACCAGGGCCUCAGCAGCCAUCAGUCAUCCAGCAGCGCCCCAACAUGUACACCCAGCCCCUGUACUACAACCAGUACUAUGUCCCCCCCUACUCCUAUUCACCUGACUACCAUGCCCACCUGCUGGCUUCUAACCCCACCUACCGCCAGCAGUACGAGGAGAGGCAGCGGCAAGCCGACAAGAAGGCAGAGGGCAAAGAGCGGGAGUCUGGUGGGAAAGAGGAGUGGAAGCAGAAAGCCUCGAUGCCCCCCACGCUGUCCAGAGCCCCCAGCCUCACCGACCUGGGCACCAAGGGGGGGCUGAACCCAGCCAAGCCUAAAGAGCCCCCGCUGGCUUCAGAACAGGCCAAGUCAGUCAUUAUGGCAAAGGGAGAGGACACCAAGGCCCCCACCACCCAGCCCGAGGGUCUGAAGAUGAAGCUGAGUGAAGCAGGGCAUCAUGGAAAGGAGGACGCCAAGCCGGGGGUGGAGUCAGGCAGGCCGACAGGUGUAGAGCCUGCCAUGUGGUACAGACAGGAGCCCGACUCGCGCCUGUGGCCCUACGUCUACCCCAGCAAAUACUCAGAGGCUCCCAAACCGCAGGAGGAGGACAGGUGGAAGGACGACAGGGAGCGAGAACGAGACAGGAAAGGGAAAGAGGAGAGGGCACGGCCAAAGGAGGGCCUCCAGAAAGAGGAGGUGAAGGAGGGGGCGGAGGGCAGGACUCAGGUGCCUCCAGAGGAGCACAGAGGGGGUGGGAAGGAGCUACAUCCCCCACAUGUGCAGUUUUCCUCCCCCCUGGCCCAGCACCAGGGCUACAUGCCCUACAUGCACGGGCCCUACACCUACAGCCAGGGCUAUGAGCCCAGCCACCCCGGCUACAGAGGCAUGCCCUCCGUCAUGAUGCAGAACUACCCCGGCUCAUACCUGCAGGCUGGUUACCCUUUCUCCUCGUAUGGAGGGAAGGUGACGGCAGGGGAGGAGGGGGAGAAACCCUCCAGGUCAAGUCCCACAGUGAAGCCACCCAGCGAGGCCAAAGCUCUGGACCUGCUGCAGCAGCACGCCAGCCAGUACAAGAGCAAAUCCCCGUCCAUUCAAGACAACAAGACCCCGCACGACCGGGAGAGAGAGAGGGACCGGGAAAGAGAGAGAGAGCGGGACAGAGAGGGUGACCGGCCGCGAUCCUCACCCUCCCAACGCAUCCUGCCUUCCCAUCAUCACCUGGGAUACCCGCUGCUGUCGGGACAGUAUGACCUGUCCUAUGCCUCAGGCCUCUCCUCGUCAGCCAUCGUCGCCAGUCAGCAAGCGUCUGCCCCGUCCAUGUACCCUCCCGCACGGAGGUGAGAACGGCACACCUGAUUGGCUGACCUCCACCCUGCCCGGAGUCAUGUGACUGGAUCACAUGAGGAAACAUUUCUGUUUCAGCAUCAGUUCAAUGGUGUUUGUGUACGUUUGAUUUCUCUGCCUGGACGUCCAGCCGGCCGCUCUUCCCCUCACUGGAUUAUACUGGAGGAUUGAAGGCCUGAUUCUGCUGGUCCUGCUGGUUCUAAACGGAUCCACUGGUGCUCGGGCAGACGGGCAGCAGAGGUCAGGCUCACAGAUUGAGGACAAAGUGGACCUGGUGGGUGGAGACCUUGAGGAGGUGCAGGUGGUUGGUUCUGUUGAGACGUACAAGGAGCAGCUGUUGUUGUUUAGCAGGCGGGGGACGAUCAGUGACAUUCUGCAAGAGCCAAUCCUUCAGUUCUGUGUCAUUUUACGGCACGCAGCCAUCUCACAGUUUUUAUAACCCCCCCCCCCCCCCCCCCCGUCCACAUUUCAGUGGUGUCCUCUGACCCUUUGUGUUUAUCUGCUUGAUCUCUGACCUCUCUGAGAACCAGAAUCAGCUGUGGACUCCACUGCAUGUCAUCACGUGAAAGCGUCACCUGGAAGCGUCUCAGCUUCACCAAAAAUAAAAAAACACUGUGGACGGAGGACGGACCAAUCAGAGGGCAGUGUUCGGGCCGCAGCCUCAGACUGACUGACGGGGAGUCGGCAGCCCCCCCUCCUCAGUGUGUAGCUGUACUGUACUCUGUGUGUGUGUGUGUGUGUGUGCGUGCGUGUGUGUGUGUAAAUACUGUACAGAGGAAUUAUUUUAAAGAGCCUGCUGGAUGCUGUUGGAUUUCCUACUCUUCUUUUUGUCUGGUAGCCUCUGUUUUUCUACUGUUGUUGAUCUGAUAUUAAACCUGUAGCUGGUGGAACGGA